Molecule: messenger RNA, 961 nt
Organism: Danio aesculapii
Lineage: Eukaryota; Metazoa; Chordata; Actinopteri; Cypriniformes; Danionidae
Gene: dmac2
Product: distal membrane arm assembly component 2
Exons: 6
Coding region: 17-799 (260 amino acids)
Source: RefSeq, a predicted model, not a curated record
GCCAUAGAAAACAAACAUGGCAGCCCCCUUGAUGACGCAUGCCAUGAGGAGAUGUUUAGCACACAGCUGUGCUGUUGCUGUAAGGAGGGGUUUGAGUUCUGGUGCCACUCCUCCAUCUGUCUUCACCAGGCUCUUACUAAAACUCGAUCAUUAUUUCUAUGAUGUGGAGAGCUUUUUAUAUUUGAAAGAGUGGUGGAAGACAAAAAUGGUCACAUACCAGAAUAAGUAUUUUGGUUACGUGCAAAAGAGGUUUGGUGCUCAAGUAGGAGCUGCAUAUUACAUUCUGGCUAUCAAUGGGAGCUUCAGAUUUGCUGGCCAGUCUGAAUGGUUUCGUCCAGACUCAGCAGGAAUGUUCGGCUUCAUGAGGUCCCCUUAUGGACAAAUUGAGGAAGUGGAUCUGAGUGGCACCCUAGUAGACCAUAAUGGACUCGGCAAUCUUAUAUCGCAGAAUAAACUUCAAACUCUCACCUUGCGAGGAUGUCCGGAGGUGGACGACUGGUUCCUUGCACGUCUUCAUGUCUUUGGAGACAGUCUGGUGGAAUUAGACCUCUCUGACUGCACUCAUGUCACUGUAGGAGGGCUUGCUGCAUUACAGAACCUCAGAAAACUAAAACGACUGGACAUUUCUGGACUUCCUCGACUUCAGAGUCCCGCUCUGGUCCGGAUACUAUUGGAGGAAAUGCUACCUCACUGUCAGGUCAUCGGAGUUGAAACUGAGCAGGACAUGAUCCAGCCAGAAAGACAAGAGCCAACAGAAGACGAUGAUGCUUCCACACAGAGUGGACUGAGACGUGCAUAAUGGAGGCUUACGUAGCAUUGUUCCUUACGAAGCUCAAACCACUGUACUGUCGUUUUAACAAAGUGUUGUUCUGAAUCUUAUGUGCAUGUUGCAAAAUGUAUUGUAGAGUAUUGAUCAUAGUUUUGAGACAAACACAAUAAAAGUUUGUGUUAGAAUGUGAAA